UGGUGGGGAAGGGUAUCGAGUUCUCAUGCAUCAGCUGGCAAUGAAUCAAUACACCCACUUCUCUUAAACCUCGUAUUGAAAAGGUCAGUGCACCAGCAGUUCACACGAGUAUGUAUAAAAUCGUUUGUGUUUGAACGAACCAUCAACCAAUGCAUUGUGUCACCCAUAUGUUGUUUUCCAACAACAGCGACUUUGCAGCAAUUCGAAACGCUUUACAGCACAACGAAGGAUUCCGUUACCAGGGUAACAGUCAAUUCUCGCACGCUAUUCGACGAAACGCUGUCGGAAAGCUGUUCGCUGACAUGGAAGCUGCGUUGCGUGAACAGAUGUCCGUCUUUUGUUGACAAUUUUAUAGUUUUAUCCCAAUUAAAUCAAUCGCACGCUUUACCUUUAUGUAAAAUACAGCACGUCAUGGCCGAAAAGUUUGAUAAUCUCGAAGAACACCUCGAGAAAUUCGUCGAAAACAUACGACAGCUUGGGAUUAUUGUCAGCGAUUUCCAGCCCAGCAGUCAAACCGGACUCAGUCAGAAACUGAACUUUAUGAUCACAGGACUGCAGGACGUUGAGAAAUGCCGACAACAGCUUCAUGAUAUCAACGUACCGUUGGAAGUGUUCGAGUAUAUUGAUCAGGGUCGUAACCCUCAACUGUACACAAAGGAGUGUUUAGAAAGAGCUUUGGCUAAAAAUGAGCAGGUCAAAGGAAAGAUUGACACACUGACUAAAUUUAAAAGCCUCCUCAUUUCUGAGCUGGGGAAGGUUUUUCCUGAAGAAAUGACUAAAUAUAAGGCCAUUCAUGGAGAUGACCCUCCUUCAUGAGUUACCAGUGCCACAACACUUCAAACCCAAGAUGUACAUAUGUUGAUAUUAAUAUAACAUGUUUUUAAAGGUUGAAUUCAUCAGUGAAAUAUGCAAAUUUUUACAGCUUUUUCAUUUUUGUAUUUGCCUUUGUAAUUCAUAAGAUUACAGUUUAAAUACUGAGGGACAUUUUGGGGCAUCCUUGAAACAGUCCAAAGCUUUUUUUUCUCAUGCAUUGUAAUUUUCGCAGCAUAAUUUUUUAGAUUUUUCG
Sinocyclocheilus rhinocerous is the source of this 1066-nucleotide messenger RNA. Its product is annotated as mediator of RNA polymerase II transcription subunit 10-like. Lineage: Eukaryota; Metazoa; Chordata; Actinopteri; Cypriniformes; Cyprinidae. The coding region runs from base 412 to 816 and encodes 134 amino acids. Gene Ontology annotation, biological process: regulation of transcription by RNA polymerase II. The record is from RefSeq and is a predicted model, not a curated record. Gene Ontology annotation, molecular function: transcription coregulator activity. The transcript has 4 exons. Gene Ontology annotation, cellular component: mediator complex.